This is a messenger RNA of Pecten maximus, 7943 nucleotides long. Its product is annotated as mucin-3A-like. The transcript has 3 exons. The record is from RefSeq and is a predicted model, not a curated record. The coding region runs from base 111 to 3869 and encodes 1252 amino acids. NCBI's taxonomy places the organism in Eukaryota, Metazoa, Mollusca, Bivalvia, Pectinida, Pectinidae.
UUGAAGGUUUUUGUGCUGGAUUUUAAUUGUCACGUCAUGUUUGUUAAUUGUGUAAAAUUGUGUAACAUGAUAUCAUUAAUACCUGAAACAUCUCGUUCCCUCAACCUUACAUGAUGUUGGUUAAGAGCAUCGCAAAAAUGGACGUACACGCGUUUCUGUACGGUGUUCUAGUGUUUCAGACAAUACUGCAUCUAUCGACAGGUCGAGGGAAAAUGGUGGAACCGCCCCAGCGGUCUAGUCUUUGGAGGCACGAGGAGUGGUAUGGUAAACCAAUGGUAGCGACAAAUACUGACGACGGAGGUCUGAACUGCGGGGGAUACUGGAAAUUGCACGAGGUUAACCACCAUCGAUGUGGUUUAUGUGGAGACGCGUUUGACAACAAAGACCGACCUAACGAAGCCGGGGGAAGGUUCUCCCAAGGAUAUAUAGCUCGCACUUAUUAUCACGACAAAAAUAAACUUAUUGAUGUAACCGUAGAUAUCAAAGCGAAUAUUGGCGGGUAUUUUGAGUUUCGACUUUGUCCUAAUAACGAUAUACAUAAGAAAAUUACUCAGGAAUGUUUAGAUAAAAAUCACCUUGUCAUUAAUGGGUACGGAUACAGAUUCUAUGUGGAAAGAGAUUCAGUGUAUGAUCUUCAACUAAAGAUUCCAGAGGAUCUCACCUGUACUCAGUGUGUUCUGCAGUGGAAGUGGAAAGGAUCCCACUACUGGGGUAUGUGUGACGAUGGAUACGGAGGUAUUGGUUGCGGAGACCAGGAGGAAUACUACAAUUGUGCAGACAUAGCGAUCCUCGCCUCCAAUGAAACUCGGAAUAUAACCAAUACUACCAAUGGAACGAGGAUACACGACACACAGGAUCCGCGGAUCCAUGCAUGGAAUAGUGGAGUUACCAAAAGUCCAGUUCAAGAUGCGACAACGCAAGGUUCAUGGGAUUCGAAAAAUGCGAUUUCAACCCCGUCUUGGUUGCAAGACAUGAUGCUUGUUGCAAGCGAAAUGGGGAAGCCGCGUAAGGAAAAGAAACAUGAAAAACACAAGCAUACAAAAUCUAAGUCAGUUACGGUCUCUGGCGCUAUACCCGUGUUGAAUCUGCCAAAUAUUACAGCUACAUCUAUUCCUGUUCAUAAUAUAACAACUCUACACGGAAAUGAUACAUAUCAUAACGUUACGUAUACGAUCGGAAAUAGUACUGAUCAAGAGGUAAACGUGACAGAAGUUGGGAAAGGAGUAUCGCAAAGUUCUCUUAAUGAAUCAGCUGUUGACACGGAUAAUUUUGACCUUAGUCUCACGAAUAGCUCUAAUGAUGUAGACGUUCAGGGACGUGGAGAGCAUAAUUCAUCCCAUCAAUGGGUGGACCUGGACUCGAGUCUGAACAGUAUUCAAAAUCCUGAUACUGGGUCCCCUGUAGUCAAAGGUAUCCCGAUAUCUGACGUAUUUCUUCAGAGUAAUGAUAACGCGAAAAUGCCGACAGAAAAUGAACUUCCUUGGGUAAAUUCUGUUGUUAUGAAUGAUAAUUCUCUGGCAUGGAAUCAAGAUGUCCAAGGCGUGCCAAAUGAAAAAGAAACAAAAACAUUCUGGGCCGUCUCAAAUGUUGCUGGUUCUAAUAAUCCUAAACAGGACCAAUUCGAUGUACAGAACAAUAAUAUGAAUAACAACAUAGCGCAUACAUCUGAUGUGAAUAUAGAAAGUAUUCCUGUCACAUCCCUACCUGAAAAACGAGGAAAAGCUACGACAGGCACAUUAUUCAACCUUUAUUCAACUACAACUGGCGCUGUAAGAAGUACACAACAACCCACGGCUAUAACCACAACUGAUAUUCCUCAACCAGAACAGUCCUCGGGUACAACUUUCCGAAAGCGUAUCGGCUCACCAGGGAUACCUAUUUUUGCAAAAGAUUUCAUGAAUAUAAUGGGACAGGGAACUUUAUCUCCAUCUCCACCUUCAUCCACGGUAGAUAUCCUAAUACCGAACUCCACGGAUAGCCCAUCUUCUACUGUAACUGAACAUGAUGUUAAUGUUGCCUACCCACCAACGGGUAUCACAACAUUUAGUACGGAACCAACGGCUAUCACAACUGACUCAACAACUGACGUAACAAGGGACGUAACAACUGACGUAACAACUGACGUAACAAUUACCGACGUAAUUUCAACGAAGCGCCCCAAGCUUAAAUCUGCUAUCGACGAAUUUACCAUUAAUACUGAAAACAUGCCCCACAUUCUUAAUGAUGUAACCGCCCCCGUAAUAAUGACGAUGCCGACACAGUAUGUAACUCCGCCUCCACAUCUUUCCUCAACAUUAAGUUCUGUCCCAGAGGCCGAAGUUGGAAGUACAAUAUCCAUACCGACGAACGAAACUGAAAAUGCAAUUUUUGAAUCAUCAAACAACACUGUUCUAAACCAGACAAAUUUGACAAAGGAGUCUGUAACUAAUGAAAAUGGAUUAACAACGAACAUAACAGUCGACCAAACAAAUGAUUUAUACACUAACAUGGAAAAUACUACAAGCAUCCCGACACAAAAUGAUAAAGAACGAGUAACGGGACAAUCAACCCAUACCGAGUCACCCCAGUCUACAAGUAUUACCGAAAUGCAGCUCCAAACACCUGAACGUAAUACAACCGCUGACGCGGGUAUUGAAACUACGUCGAAAGGAAUCAUAUCUGAUUUUGAGAUAAGUACGAUUUACACUGCGACCAAAGAACCAUUUCAGUUAACUCCGACUAGCACUCCCAAUUACGUUGCUGAUACUUUGAUAACUGCAGAUGGCGGGAAGGAAGGAAAUGUAUUUCUAAGAAAAGAGAACAACCCGGAUCUGUUGAUGCAAAACGUUACAGAUGUUUUGAAAAAAAGCUCACGAACCGGAAAUCUCCAAUGGAUUUUAACAGGGCACAUGGUCGAUACCAAGGUCGGCGUUGCAGGUAUUCCCAUCCCCACGUUCAAUCCCGACCAAAUGGGUGGAACGUCUGGAAAGGUACAUAUCCAUACGAAUGAAGCUAAAGUUAGAGCGUCCAUCAUGCAGACUUAUCGACCAAGAAAUAAAGCGGAGAUAGCCUUGAAGCCUAAAAACUUUUCAGCACAAAAUAAAUCCGCGUAUCGCACCAAUAUGUUUACAGGUCCGUCAAAUAUAAAGAACAUUCCAACGACUACUGAAAGUUUCAUAAUGUCAAAAAAUCCUCAGCGAAUAACAGAUUUGUCGGCAAACACUGGGUUUGAUAACCAACCGAAAUCCUCACCAUCUGGUACUUUCGAUUCGAUUUCUAAUGCUGGCAUGAAAGAAAAACCCACGCCGACAAGCGACAUUUAUCUGAAGCCGGAUAUGAUUUUACCACGUGGCAGUAUUUCAUUCAAAACCAGCAGAAAUAAGAGUGGAAACAAGGGUUCAAAUAAUGAUCCCGGUUUUCUGAAUAAUGGACAACUUUCGUUUGGCGGACAAGAUAUAAUUGAUGCAGGGAGAACAGUUGGGAUACCUCUCAGCCAGAUCAGGCCAGGUAAUGGAGGUAUCUUGUCAGACGGGAGGCAAAUCAUUUCCGGUUUAGAUUUUGUCGACACUGACCUACAAUAUGAAACUGGAAACAGAACACUUGCUAUGUCACUUGUCGGAAAUACGGUCAAGGGGCCUUCCAGACCAGGGUCGAUGACAACUAAUACUAAGAUGGCGUCAAGUCAGGCAGCAAUAGCAAAUCAACAACCUGUGGCAAUGAGACAAAUUUCGCAAGAAACACCAAUGGAUAAAAUAGGUGGGAACUCGUUUAUGCAUCCUCCACCUCCCAGUGAACAGUUGAGCAUGCAACCGAACCAGAUUAUUGAGGAAAUCAUGGGAAAUUUAAGGCCAGGGCAACGUUCAAGGUCCAACCAAAGGCAAUUAGGUUAAAAAAAGGAUUUAAAAGAUAAGUUUAGGUCAAUAACAUUUCAUGCAUGUAAGAAAAUAAUAAUACAAAAUCCAGUCGACGACAAAAUACUAUCAAUGUCACGACUGACUUUUUAGGAUGUAAAUGAUACAGUUUUUUUCAUAUCAUAUCUUGUAUGCGUUGCUUGCUACCUUUUCUAUCAGCAGAAGACUAGAAGGAUACUUUAAGGAUUCGGUCAUGUUGAUUAAUGUAGAAAAAGUGAAUUUUGGACGAAAAUUGUGAAAGUAAAUUUCAGCAAAUCUGCGGCUUUUAUUUAGGAAAAUAUUAAUUUGUGCUUCCCGGAUUUAAAGAUAUUUUGUGAACAUAAGAUUUGACAUGCUGAAAAACAUUUCAAUUGCUAUGCAGAUUUUAGCAUCUGACACCAAAUGAAUGUUUCCCUUUAUGUUUUUUAAUUAUUAUUUUGUUUUUAAUCCAAGCUCUGGAUUCCGAGAAUUUCAACCUAAAACGAUUAUAAUUGGGAUUCCCAGAAAUAACUUAGAACUCCGUUAAUUCACAAAAAAACAUUAAAUGAAAUUAACUGGGUGAAUUAGCGGAAAAAAGAAGCGCGGCGACAUGCUAUUUUUAUUUUGAUAUUAUUUUCUAAUUAAUUCCCAUCUUAAACCCCCACAAAGAUAUUCUGAUUUUCAUCAGCCAUUUAUAUCAAUCACAACAUUCUAUGUAGUUGUUACUUGAUAUCAAUUUCAAGCAAACAGAGUUGAACUUGCAUAUAGUGUAGAGUUUACCGUGUGUUUUCCAAACAAAAAUAGAAGUUCCAGUGUCCUGUUAAUUCAUGGAAAAGAAUAACGAAAUUCAAAUAAGAAUAUUUACGGAAAUAACCGUAUAUUGGUUGAAAAUUUCCUGCUUUCAAAACAUGUAUAUAGGACAAAUAUAGUACUUUCUGUGAAACAGAUUAGAAUUUCUGUAUCAAUAAUAUUAUAUGUGAACAUAUUCCUUCGAGAUUUUAAUUUUUCUUCAUUGAAAAUCCUUAAAAUAAUUGCAUUUGCAGUAUAGAAGUAUAUGGCUAAUGUAUAAUCGGUCAUUUUCAGUAUAUCUGUUUUUAGGGAUUUUUACUUUAUUCUCAAAGAAAAUUAAAAGAAAGUAAUUGCUUAUGCAGCAUACUAUUUACAUGUAUGUUGUAUGAUAGUUGCUGUCAAAGCCUCCGCCAUUUUACUGUAUUCACACUGAAAAUAGAAAAACAAUAUCUUUACCUAUUUGCUUCCAUAGUAAAUCAGUAUAUAGACAUGUAUAUAUUGUAUAAUCUGCUAUUUUAAAUAUAUUUAUUCCUUUGCAUUUUUUUCUUUUUCCUCAAUGAAAAUAAAAAUAAAAUUCUUUAAAACUGGUGUUUCUACAGAAAAUAAAUAUAUGUAUAUUGUAUCAGUUUUUUUUUCUAUUUCUCUGCUAUUUUACUUCAUUACUAUCGAAAAUAAAAAAGGAAAUUCCUUAAGUAGUUGCUACUACAGUAUAUGAAUACAUGUAUAUUGUGAAAUAAUCCAUUGAUUGUAUUCUUUCGUCGUCUUACUUUAUCAUCAAGGAAAAUUAAAAACAUCCCUUAAAAUCAUUUUUUCUACAUAAUCGGCACAUUUUCAGUGAAUUAUUACUUCAAUAUUUUACUCAUUCUCAAUGAAAAUGGAAAUUCUUUGAAAUAACUGCUUCUACCGAAUAAUGUAUAAUCCUCCAUUUUCCUUAUAUGUAUACAUCACGAUUUUUAAUUAAUGUAUCCUCAUUGAAAAUAAGAUGAAGGUUAACUGCUAAAGUAUAACAGUGCAUUGCAUAAUCGUCCAUUGUUAACAUGUGUCACGUCACUGACAGUGAUGUAUGGAUUUCGCCAGGUUGUUGCACCUAUUUUGUUGUAGCUCCAUCUUAUAUUGCAUUAGAAGCGAACUUGACGUUUAUUUAAAGUGAUGAAGAAGUAAUAUUAUGUUGGUAUAAUUCUGAUAUUUAUUGCCAUGAUCGUAUUUGGCGCCUAUAUGUUCCAUGCAUUGUUGCAUUACCCUAAUGUCGAAUUGCGCAAGGAAAAGGAAAUUAAAAUCUCAAAUUCGGUCAAAAUGGUCAUGCGCACUCGAAAUGAUUAUACACAGUUAACUUCAAACCGAUACCUGUCAUCUAUAAAUUAUGUAAAUCGAUUGGAAUAAUUAUAAAUUCACUUAAAAUGAAUUUCGGUUGUGUUGUUUAUGUCACAAUACGUAAGAAAAGUCUGACAUAAUUUAACGUAGAGACGAUUAACAUACCCUGAUCCUUUGUUUUUUAUCUGUCAAUAAAAACAUUAUACACCAUUUUCAAAAUGAUCUUUAUAAAAUGGUAUGUUUGAAACUGUAUGUUUGAAACUAUGUCAUCAUAUGCAAUGUGAUAAAGCAGCUAUGUAUACGUUCAUUUUUUUAGAAUAACACUGAUCGCCAGUUUUCAAUAACACCAUCGGCUUAUAUUAUAUCAUAAUGAAUUUUAAAUAUUAAGGAAUAAAAUUUUAACAUACAUACUGGCAUUAGUUAAAGUGCUUUUUGUUUUCAUUUCAAUAAAAUGACAAGAAUACUGAUUUGUUAAUCAACUACUAGUGAAUAAUUCCGUGGACGACUGAGACAUGUCCUAAAUACAACUCAUAGACACAUAGGGGACGCUUACUGUGGUAUCGAUCAAACAAGCAUGAUUGGUGUUGCAAAAGCAAUACACAAGUCCUACUGGCCCAGAGCAAAGACUUGUAACAGUGACCUUGAACUUGACAAGAAAAAACUUGGAACUUGUUCAUACUGAGGUUACGUACAAACUUUCACAAACAUACCUUCAAGAAUGGCUGAGAAAGGUUAAAACUGAGUGGACAGACAGACAGAGGGACGGGGAGGCAACCUAUAGUCUCUCCGGUUUUACAGUUAGGGGACCAGUAAAGUAGUUUAAGUUAGGAUGGAUCCUUCACGGGUAUCAAAGGUUUAUUUUCAUCAACAGCCUUAAUAAGUAAACUGAUUCCAUAUUCCAGCAGUCUGUUGUUUUUUAACAAAUUCUAUUUUCAUAUAUCAAAUAGCUCAAAAUAUUCAUGGGAAAAUAGGAAUGGUAAUUGUCGUGUGUGUGUUUGUCUCGGACGGUACGUUUUCACUACAAGGACAAUCAUUUGACAUUUGUAUACAUUGUUUGACCCGUGUUUUCUACGAUAUUGAUCUAUCCGUGUGACAUGACAAAGAUAACUGAUUAAAUGCGAUGAAAUCGAUUUCCAUUAUAAUCCAGACAUAUAUAUUUAUUAAUUCACUUCUCAAGGAUUUUGUAGCAGGCCGAUACCUUUAUUAGCACUCUUCCUAUAACUAAUUAAUAUUUUUAUCAAUUACAAUAUCGGGAAACUAAAUCCCGUUUAUCUCUAACAUUUUCCAAUCUUAAAUGUCUUAGAAUACAUGUAUAUUAUACUGUUACACCUUGUCUGAUUCAUAGGAAUGAUUGGAGAAGAGCUGGUUUUAACAUUCGAUAUUAUUUGGAGACCCAUUGCCCAAUAAUUUAACAUCCGAAAAACCUAUUCUUAAUGAUUCACAUACUUCAAGAACCCCCUUUUUAAUCUGAAUUUAAUUCAGGAACAACCCGUCCUAAUCUUAAUACGCAUCAGGAACAUUCAGUUCAUAUUUAAACAAUACCUUUUGUUUGAACAAUACCUACAGACCUUUUGUUUGAACAAUGCCCACAGACCUUUUGUUUGAACAAUGCCCACAGACCUUUUGUUCGAACAAUGCCCAGACCUUUUGUUUGAAGUUCUUGCUGAGAUGUAAGUCUCGACAGACUGAUAACAUUAUCAAUAUCGAUUUAAUUUAGAUUAUAACAUCUACAUCUAGUAUAUUUGAAAGCAUUAGCGACAAAUGUACUCAUUUUUCAUAACAACGUUAGCCUCAUCACAGUGUGUAGUAGAAUUGGGGACUGCGUAACCACGGGUAGUACUCACCACCGUCGGAGUUCUUCUUCUUCUCGUAAUCUUUUAAUUAAACAAUGAUCUAUGUAAUAUUUACAUACAAAAAACGUUGUUAUGGUCUCCUAAAUUUUCAAUGCAUGAACAUUACUCCACAAAUCUGACAAAAUAAAUGUUGUAGAUGGAA